GCAUAUUCUUCGGGGUCAUCAAGUGUUGGAGCAACACAAGUUGAUAUGCGGCAAAAAUAAACCAAUUUUACCUGUUAUGCCGGCAGAGGGCAGUAAGGUCGAAUUUGAAGCGUGGGUAAAGACGCAACGGUUACCGUUCGUCAUCUACGCCGAUUUUGAGGCCUUACUGGAGAAAACAGAUGAUCGUAUGGGUGCAUACACCAGGACUGUGCACACCCACCAUCCCAUGAGCUACGGGUUCAUGGUGAAAUCAUCGGACGAUGUGCCCUCCGAGCUCCUCGAACGUUACGGUAUACCAUAAUCACCGGUGAUAUACCGUGGGUCCGAGGAACGCGAAGAGGUCGCUAAGGCAUUCGUGAUGGCUGUAACUAAAGUGACGCGCAACAUUUCUACAUUUUUGCGCAAAACCAACGUUCCUAUCCAAAUAUCUGUCGAAGAUGUGCGCAGGCACAGGGAGAAAACGGUAUGCGACUUAUGCCGCACAGCAUUGAAGGAUUCCAACCCUAAAGUCGCAGACCACUGCCAUUUAUCGGGUCGAUUCAGACAGACGUUGUGCAAUGCAUGUAACCUGAAAGUAAAGACGGUCAACUUUGUGCCAUGCUUCUUGCACAAUCUUUCAGGUUACGACGCGCAUUUCAUCGUCACUGAAUUGAGGUACGACGACCAAAGGAUUUCGGUCAUACCGAAUUCCGAGGAGAAGUAUAUUUCAGUCACGAAACACGUGACCAAUUACUUUUCCAUACGGUUAGUUGACACCUUCCGGUUCAUGGCCUCCUCCCUGUCCACCUUGGCGGUAACCUAAUGACGCCUGAUUUCGUUAAAUUUCGGGAGACGACCAAGGUGUUCCGUCCGGACGACAUGCCGUUAGUGACGCGUAAGGGCGUAUACCCCUACGAGUACACUGAUAAUUGGACUAAAUUGGACGAAACGGAACUACCGCCUCAAGACGCUUUCUAUAGUCAGUUAAGUGAGUCGAAUAUCGAUGAUGAUGACUAUAGACAUGCCACGGAGGUGUGGAACCGUUUCGGCUACUCAACCCUCGGUGAGUACAGCGACCUAUAUCUUAAGAUCGACGUGUUGUUGUUGGCUGAUGUGUUUGAGAACUUCCGCGACAUCUGUAUUUCAACAUACAAUUUGGACCCGGCGCACUAUUACACCGCGCCUGGUUUUAGCUUCGAUUGUAUGUUGAAAUACACCAGGAUGAAGCUGGAGCUCUUGAACGACUACGACAUGCUACUGAUGGUGGAACAGGGCAUUCGUGGUGAGUUAGUGCAGGCUAUCAAGCACUAUGCAAAGGCCAACAAUCCUAAGACAGCCGAUUACGAUCCGUCAAAACCAGACUCAUGGAUCGUGUAUCAAGACUGCAAUAACCUUUACGGGUGGGCUAUGAGUCAGCCCAUGCCGUACGGUGGCUUCCGGUGGUAUAAAGGAGCCGACCCUCUGGCUGACCUCCAAUCGUUGUCGGACACUGGUAAUACGGGGCGUAUAUAUGAAGUGGAUGUAUCGUAUCCACAACCAAAUCUCCAGUUCCAAACGUCUAAGCAAGCUCAUAAACCAACCAACCUUCAACGAUUGUAUCAAAUACGGUGAAAGGUUAUGCGCUGUCAUAAUGGACACAAAGAUUGUCAAGUUUAUCAAACCAAUAUACGUCGGUUUAGCAGUGCUCGACAUUAGCAAGACGCUAAUGUACAAGUACUUCUACGACGUAUUGAAACCACAUUAUGGCAACGCAAUCGAAUUGAUUUACAUGGAUACUGACUCCUUCAUAUACCUGCUCAAAGUCGGCGACUUCUACCAGGAUUUAGCUGAUAGCCCCGAUUUACUGGUGCACGUGGACGCAUCUAGCCUGCCCAAGGAUCACCCUUGCUUCUCCACCGAUAGAAAGAAGAUGCCCGGCCUGUUUUCAGACGAGACCGGUGGCCUCACCCUCUUUGAGAUCGCUGCACUUCGAUCAAAGUGCUACGCAUAUGACAUGGAAGGCAGCGAACUCAUCAAGUCUAAGGGGAUCCGUGGGCACGUCGUCCGGAACCAUCUGUCUUUGGACGAUUACAAACGAUGUUUGUUCGAAGACGAUGGCGAUGGCGAUGAUGUGUCAAAACGAGCAUUGGUUGGAGAGAAUGCCCGUGUGGUCAUGGGAGUUGUACGCGAUGGUGAGACUCCACCGACAUUAUCGCUGCCAUACACUUAGUAACGACAGAACGUGUCGAUCCGUUCUUUCGAGCACGAAGUACGCACUCUACGUACAACCAAGUUGGCGCUUAACCAUUUUGACGAUAAGCGCUAUACAGAAUCGACACGUUGGGUCACGGGCAUUAUGCUAUACCACCACCACCACAGGAGGUUAAUACAAAUAUAGUAGUAUUUAAGUGAUUCUCGUUGGAAAAAAAAUAUUGUUAAAAUUAAAUAUUGAAAUCAUAAUUUGUAAAAAUAUGUGUACUAGUUAUAAAUAUUUUUAAGAUUUUUUUUGUUAAAUAAUUGUAAAUAAAUGUUAGUA
This is a messenger RNA of Daktulosphaira vitifoliae (grape phylloxera), 2494 nucleotides long. RefSeq lists its product as uncharacterized. Gene Ontology annotation, biological process: DNA replication. The transcript has 3 exons. The record is from RefSeq and is a predicted model, not a curated record. NCBI's taxonomy places the organism in Eukaryota, Metazoa, Arthropoda, Insecta, Hemiptera, Phylloxeridae. The coding region runs from base 802 to 1590 and encodes 262 amino acids. Gene Ontology annotation, molecular function: nucleotide binding; DNA-directed DNA polymerase activity; DNA binding.